AUGUGGCCCAAUAUUAGUGCUGCCCCCUUUUUAUUGACUGGUUUCCGGGGUCUGGAGACAGCUCAUCUCUGGAUUUCCAUCCCUUUCUUUGCAGUCUACUUCUCUGUGCUUCUUGGAAACGGCACCCUCCUCUACCUCAUUAAGGACGACCACAAUCUCCAUGAACCCAUGUACUAUUUCCUGGCCAUGCUGGCAAGCACAGAUCUCAUGGUGACUCUGACCACGAUGCCCACAGUCAUGGGUGUAUUGUGGGUGAAUUACAGGAAGAUAAAUCAUGGGGCCUGCUUCUUGCAGGCCUACUUCAUCCACUCCCUUUCCAUUGUAGAAUCAGGUAUCUUGCUUGCCAUGGCUUAUGACCGUUGUAUUGCUAUCCGCAAUCCCUUGAGAUAUACUUCCAUUCUCACCAGUACUCGUGUGGUAAAGUUAGGAGUAGGAGUAUUUCUGAGGGGUUUUAUAUCCAUCAUGCCUGUAAUCGUGCGUCUCUUUUCGUUUUCAUAUUGCCACUCUCAUACUCUCUCCCAUGCUUUCUGCCUUCAUCAAGAAGUCAUGAAACUGGCUUGUGCUGAUAUAACCUUCAAUAGACUCUACCCUGUAAUUCUGGUUUCUUUAACAGUCUUCCUAGACUGUCUGAUGAUUCUCAUCUCCUAUAUCCUAAUUCUUAAGACUGUUAUGGGAAUUGCCUCUGGUGAAGACAGAACUAAGGCCUUUAAUACCUGUAUCUCCCAUGUUUGCUGUGUUCUCAUCUUCUAUGUUACUGUGAUUGGUCUGUCGUUCGUUCACCGGUUUGGAAAGAAUGUACCACAGGUGGUCCAUAUUAUCAUGAGUUAUGUCUACUUCCUCUUCCCUCCUUUAAUGAAUCCUAUCAUCUAUAGCAUCAAGACCAAGCAAAUUCAAUACGGCAUUCGCCGCCUUUUGUUUAAACAGACUUGA
This is a messenger RNA of Chrysochloris asiatica (Cape golden mole), 930 nucleotides long. RefSeq names its product olfactory receptor 51B2-like. Lineage: Eukaryota; Metazoa; Chordata; Mammalia; Afrosoricida; Chrysochloridae. Gene Ontology annotation, cellular component: membrane. Gene Ontology annotation, molecular function: olfactory receptor activity; G protein-coupled receptor activity. The coding region runs from base 1 to 930 and encodes 309 amino acids. The record is from RefSeq and is a predicted model, not a curated record. Gene Ontology annotation, biological process: G protein-coupled receptor signaling pathway. The transcript has a single exon.